AUGACGAAGAAGGCCAGAAAUGCGGCCAGCCGGUCGACGGGGUAUGGACGGGUAUUUGCAGGAACACGGCGAAGAAAGAGAACGGGGGAGCUGGGGGUGUUGGGCUGCGCUUCAUUCUACGCCGCACAGCAGCAAUCAAAGAGAAGCAUUGCAGACCACACCCCAUCAGGAGGCGUUCAUCCUCCAACGGGGAAGAUUGAUUGGAUCUACGUGAAGACAUGCAGGAAUUGGCAUGGUACAACCAUAAGAUCUAGAACCCUCGUCGGACAAACAGCAAACAGGACGGGGUGGGAAGGGGGACACAGAUACAGUCCCCCGGAGGCAGAGGUAACAGCACAAAGUCGAUGGUUUCCAAGCCUCAAUAUGCCAGUCUCGGCCGGCCUGACCGGCGAUCGAAUCAGACUGUUGUCAGCAACGUGGGCUCUGUACCAUUGGGCUGGCGUUGGUCGUUGGACCAAGGUGGUGAUGCGAUCGCGGCCCUCAUUUGCCUACGACGUAGGACGAGUGAGCUUGGCUCCCAAUGAGAUUCUGGACCGUGAGAUAUGCACAAAAGAGAAGCUUAUCAGCGAUGAUUUCUACGGCUACUUCAAUGGAGACAAGCUGUGGCCUCCUCUCUCAUGGAUGAGUUUGUCAGUGAAGGCUGAAGAUGAGUGUUUGCUUGUGAAACCAACACGUCGUGCCUGUCCUGAUUGGGAUCUGGGCGAUUCGUGGAUAAAACUGUCUCUUGAGGUGACUUGGUUGCAUCAGCCUCUCACUCAAGACGGGAGCCCCACACCCGCCUGGAUUAAAACCGCCGCUAACAGAACCCAGACCGAGCCUAAGAAUCCCACAGUCUCCAAGUAUCUGCGUCUCUUCUCUUCGUCCAGUCUCUCUCCAAGGCUCCAACAGGUCGGAACGCAUCCAGCGCCGUACCCCGGUGGGAUUCUGCUAGCGGGGCCGGGUCACCGACUUUACCGCAACAGACGAGAAACAACCCCGUCUCGCUGGUGGACAUGCGCAAGUUUCCCAUCUUCUCAAUGCUUCCCCCCACCACCAACCGUGGACCACCCCGCGUUCCCGGCCCAGCCGCCUGAGUCGCCCGUUACGCCUAUCCGUGGACCCUAUGGCCACUUCACCAAUCACAUCUUACCGUUGUCAGAUGGCACAAGAUGGCACAGCGAUCCGUCUUGCGCUGGCGUCCUGAAACCUGCUCACCUCCAUGCCGUUUUGGGACUCGGUGGCAGCGGUCACAGGGCUGUUGCUUGUCAUGUGCGACGACGCAGCGAGAUAAAGCUCACCCCUGCUCGUUCGAAUGGGCUUCUGCUCUUCGUAUUCAUCCUACUUGUCUCUUGCGUCCAUUCUAUCAAAGUUGAGCUGUCGAGUCAGUUGAGAAAGCGCACAGAACUCAAGAUACCCUCAUAUUCAAUAACACCAAACCAGUAA
Colletotrichum lupini is the source of this 1422-nucleotide messenger RNA. RefSeq lists its product as uncharacterized. Lineage: Eukaryota; Fungi; Ascomycota; Sordariomycetes; Glomerellales; Glomerellaceae. The record is from RefSeq and is a predicted model, not a curated record. Bases 1 to 1422 code for a protein of 473 amino acids. The transcript has 8 exons.